AGUUUCGCGAGCGACGGCGAGAGCGAGCGAGCAGCGAGCACGUCACGUCGUACGCGCGGCGUACUUCACGGCGGUGUGCGGUGUGCGUGCGUGUCUUCGAUAAAUAAUGCGCGUUACCGUCGUCGUCCGUGGGCACAUCGCGACGACCGCUACGGGGACGACGACGACGACGACGGGGACGAUGACGGUUGCUUGAAGGAGGGGAAACGCCGACGGCGCUGGGGAAACCCCGGGUGGCGCGUUGUCCGACGGUGCUUCGCGUAUACGUAGCCCCUCGCGAGUGGCCUCGUUGACCCAAUUCCGACGAGCGAGGGCCUUUCCUUCGCGUCCGCGACCCUCUCGGCGAUUUUUUGUUUCUUCGGACACUUCGGAGUCGGUGGCCUCCCCCCUCCUCCUGCCCCUCAAGACGGACGACGACGAUGACGUCGACGUCGCGCUGGUAGCCCAAGUUUUACACCAAACUCGCCAGGCCAGAACUCGUGGAGCAAGGCUGGCUCGUCCGCGAGGAUGCCGUGGACACUCUUGGACUUUGAGAGAUAACCGUGCACAGGAAGAUUUAAGGUUAAGUCGACGAACGCGAGCUUGAUCCUGAACGUCCUCGUGGCGCGAUCUCGUUCGCAGGUAGAACCGCGAGCUCAACAGGCGACGGACAAUCGCGGGGGAGGUUAGUGAUUGUUAAUUGAUACAUGGAUGCUGCCGUUCGCAGCUUCCGCGUUUUCACUUUGGCACCGGGCGACGCGGGCGAGAUGAGAUAUGUCUGUACGAGUUCACGCGCGGGAACGUCCGAGGGACGACACGAUUGCACGAUUGUGAUAAAUCGCCAGCCUGCCGCCGGGAUCCGUACGUUCAUAUAUGGCAGUACGUGAGAGAGGCUUAACCCCGGAGCAAGAUGCCGCACGUCACGCGAAAAUGGGAACUCUUCCCGGGCAGGAAUCGCUUCUGUUGCGACGGCAGAGUGAUGAUGGCACCGCAGACCGGAGUGUUCUACGUCACCGUGUGCCUCAUCGUCGGGACAAGUGGAUUGUUUUUCGGUUUUGACUGUCCGUAUCUGGCACUACAUGUAACACCAGCAAUACCAGUAAUAGGAGCUUUAUUAUUUAUAUUCGUAAUGUCUGCUUUGUUCCGCACAAGCUUUAGCGAUCCCGGAGUAAUUCCAAGAGCAACACCUGACGAGGCAGCUUACAUCGAAAAACAAAUCGAAGUACCGAACAAUGAUAACUCCAAGACAUACAGACCCCCUCCUAGGACGAAAGAAGUCUUGAUCAGAGGGCAACCAGUAAAAUUAAAAUAUUGCUUUACAUGCAAGAUAUUUAGGCCGCCAAGAGCCUCUCACUGUAGUUUAUGCGACAAUUGCGUAGAGAGAUUUGAUCAUCACUGUCCAUGGGUGGGUAAUUGCGUGGGCAGAAGAAAUUAUAGAUAUUUUUAUGCUUUUAUAGUAUCCCUCGCAUUCCUUUGCGUUUUUAUAUUUAUAUGUGCAGUCACACAUAUGAUUAUGCUUACGAAAGAUAAUAAGCCGUUUUUAGAAGUUGUAAAACUAUCUCCAAGCAGCGUUAUCGUGGGAGUCAUAUGCUUCUUCUCUCUUUGGAGUAUCUUGGGCCUCGCUGGUUUUCACACGUAUUUAACUAGCAGCAAUCAAACGACUAACGAAGAUAUUAAAGGGUCGUUCACGAAUAGAAGAGGACAGGACAAUUUUAAUCCUUACAGUCAAGGAAAUAUCUGUGGGAAUUGUUUUUAUGUGUUAUGUGGACCAGCUCCACCUAGUUUAAUCGAUCGAAGGGGGAUAGUUACGCCUGAAUAUCGCGCGGAACACGAACGAGUUGGUGAUGAUAAUGUGAUUACUAAUAAUAAGACAUAUGGUACUGCCAAAAUUGUGCAGCCUCAGUCGAACGGUACGGCGGUUCAGACAAGCCCCAGCACGGAUCUCACGGGCUCGAUGAACAAUUUGAUCAGCGGUCAACAUUCUCCAAGAAUAGAGUCAAUGAACGGUGAGUUGACCCUCUUGAGACAUCCUACACGUUGUCCCGAGGACCUACCAAAAUAUCCGCGGCAAUACAUAAACGAUACUUACGUGCCGCCGUAUCCGGCGCAGCAUUGCCCCGAGGAUUCUAUGAAACAUAUUAAUUACACCGAGGUAGAUCGGUUAAAUCCGGACUUUCAGAAAUAUCCGUGUAAAUGCGAGGACGGCUUGCACAAGUAUCCUCAUAGGUGUAGGGAGGAAUAUCAUAGGUGCUCGGAUAAUAAUCUUAUAUACGACCAGUGCAUAGGGGAUCAGAAAUACGGCAUUGAUCUUCAGAAAUAUCCUCAAAGAUACUCCGAGGAUCCCUUGCGUUACAGGAUAAGCGAGAAAAACGGUUAUACCGAUCUGCAAAAGUUCCCCCAGUGCUAUUCCGAAGAUCCAUUACGGCUCUCGCAGUCGCCGCAUAUGCUUAAAUAUAACAAUUUGAGAUGUGCCGAACACAGCUUAAAAUAUCCGAUAACGAAGAACAUUCUGCCGGCGCGUAUAUUAGGCACGGGUGGCAUACCGAUUAUCGGGCAGACCGCGAUUGGCCUCGUGGUAAACAGAUUCGGUUCCGGACCGCUAGCUAAUAAUUUAUCGUACGCGGAGAAUUCGUUAUGCCCGAGCGAUAGUACGGAAGAGGAUCUCUUGAAUCGUCGCUUCAUUAUGAGUAGUACCACAAACAGUAUAAGUCAACUUGUUACCAACGAAAUACCGCUAGCGUCUCUCAAUAUAGCACCAAUUGAUAUCGACGAAAUCGCACCGCUGCCUUCUCGUCAGAGUGUCGUGGUCUCUUCCGCUCUGGAUACAUCUUCCAUACCAACAGUAACUGUAACGACCCCUUUAUCUGCAUCUAGACUUAGACUAUUGCAGGACACGACGAUGAUAGAGUCCGCCUUAGACUUGGAUUCGUUGGAAGAUGCGAGCGUCGGUAGAGGAAGCCAGUCGGGGCUUAUAAAAAUGGGCGUAGUAUAAAGUUUCCGGCUGCAAGCCGUACAGAUUACGAAUGAUCGAUUUCUGUCCGAGGACUAGUGCAGUUUCAACGUUACGUAUUGAAAUAAGGAACGCAAUUUGCAUUUUCAUCGAGAAGCGUUCACGCAUAUGAUAAUUAAGUGCAAAUGUUAAUUGUUGUCAUUAAUUGCAACGGGAUAGAUAUUUACAACGUUAUACUUUUUCUUGGGAGAAAAAGUGAUUUCGAGAAAUUUAUAAAAUUAGAAAAUUAAGUCACAAACAAAAUGGCCGAAUUCACAUUGCUAUGAUUAAAGUACAAAUAUGAUUAUUUUGAUAAUUAAAUUUGUAUAAUUGCAUAAUUGUGUUGCAAUAAUGUGUAUUUAAAUCGUAAUUCCGUAUGACUACUAUUUAUUAUAUCAUAUUCGCACAUUGAACUAUAAUAAUCAUAUGCCAGAAAGGUGUCGAUGAUAUAUUCCAUUUUUCCAAAUAAUUCUGCGUUAAAAUGUAGAAUCGUCAUUGAGAAUGUAGAAUCCGCCUAGGAGGUUUUAGAAAAAUUUUUGAAAAGUAUUAUUAACGAGUUAAUUAAUUUAUUAUAUACGUUAGAUUAUUCACGCAAUUCUAUAAAGUACUCAAGAUUCUAUAAAAAACAAAAUAAUGUUUGCUCGAAAGAAGAUAUUAUAGUGAUAUAAAAAAAAAAUCAUGCUACUUAAUUUCGUUUAUGCAAAUUUAUAUGUAUAAGUUACGUCACACAUAAGAAGAUUUAUUUUUUCAACUUAUGGCACCUCUAAUUGUUAGAAAUACAUACAUUUUGCAUUAUUUUAUAUGUAUAUAUAUACGAUAUUAUAAAAACUCUAAUGAUUUUGCAAUAGAUGUAAAAAGUCGAUAGCUACGUGUGUACAAACCAUAUUUCUGGCACUUGUUCGUGCUUAUACUCAAUGAGAGAAAAAGAAUCAAAGUUGCACUAUAGAGACUGGAAUAAAUAUGUUUUAACGGGAUGAAAGUAAGAAUGAAGGAAAAGAGGAACGUUGCUUUCAGUACGAUAUUUAUUGCAGAAAAAUGUUAAGAACUACGAUAUU
Messenger RNA from Temnothorax curvispinosus, 4023 nucleotides. RefSeq names its product palmitoyltransferase app (gene app). Gene Ontology annotation, molecular function: protein-cysteine S-palmitoyltransferase activity. NCBI's taxonomy places the organism in Eukaryota, Metazoa, Arthropoda, Insecta, Hymenoptera, Formicidae. The coding region runs from base 890 to 2971 and encodes 693 amino acids. Gene Ontology annotation, cellular component: Golgi apparatus; endoplasmic reticulum. Gene Ontology annotation, biological process: protein targeting to membrane; peptidyl-L-cysteine S-palmitoylation. The record is from RefSeq and is a predicted model, not a curated record. The transcript is spliced from 9 exons.